Aspergillus pseudonomiae is the source of this 988-nucleotide messenger RNA. RefSeq lists its product as uncharacterized. The transcript has 4 exons. Lineage: Eukaryota; Fungi; Ascomycota; Eurotiomycetes; Eurotiales; Aspergillaceae. Bases 78 to 785 code for a protein of 235 amino acids. The record is from RefSeq and is a predicted model, not a curated record.
AGUCACGUCCUUGCUUAGGAUCUAAAACACCCACCGGUUCGAUCUAGCCGGGUAUUCAAGAGAAUCCAGCCUGCACCAUGACAAGAAGUGGAAAGUACCGGAGACGCCAAACCGGCCAUCAUUGUCAUAGUGUCGCAUACUCAUUGCAACCUUUUCUCCCCAGUUACGGGGCACAAUAUCCGGUAUUUCCGAGACCCAUUUCUUCGGUGCCACCUGGUUCGAUGCCUUUUCCACAUGGCUUUAUACCCCUGGCGCAUGAUAGACUUCCUCCCAGCUCAUUCUUGUGUCCGCAGCCAUCGGGGACUCCUCCUGUCUGGAGCCCUGGACCAAUCCCUGAUUUUUACAGCCAGCAUGAAGACUCUGGGAUGAUGAGGAACGGAAAUCAUGCCCCCAACACUUUUACUCCAAGACAGACUCCUCUACCUUCUCGACCAACCCAGGCGGGCUAUUCCAACCAACAUGAUCGACCUGUCCAACCCAUUCCACAAAUCCAGCCUGGCCAGCCGUUCCCCCCUGUCCAGUCCGUUCAACCGCUGCCACAGUUUCAGCCGUUUCACCCAAUCCUGUCAGGCCAAUCUACUCGAUCAAGCCAACAUAGCCAGCUGCUCCAUCCCCCUCCAUACCUUCGACCUGCCCCACCCAUUCCAUAUUAUCCAUAUCAACCUGUUGCUGCACCUGCUAUGCCCUGCGUCGCUCCGGUAUCUUCCUACCAAGCAUAUCCGAUGCUCUGGGGGGUUGGCGUUUGGAUUGUGAGUGAAGCUGUAGAGAGGGAGAUGUUUUCUUAAGCAUAGCAUACAAUGGGAUUGUUCGAUAUAAACCGUUAGUAGUUUACUCUGUACCUGGUGUCAGUGUCGAUUAGGGUUGAUUCCGGAUAUAUUCCGGAGGCGGAUGGCCAAUCAGGACAGAGGCCCCAAAAAUGAGAGCGGAUACAAGAGAUUAAACUGCCUCGGGAAAGGAUGUCCGCAACGCCUGCCCGAACGGGUUUAGG